Molecule: messenger RNA, 2231 nt
Organism: Habropoda laboriosa
Lineage: Eukaryota; Metazoa; Arthropoda; Insecta; Hymenoptera; Apidae
Gene: l(3)72Dn
Product: U3 small nucleolar RNA-associated protein 4 homolog
Exons: 4
Coding region: 1-2064 (687 amino acids)
Biological process (GO): maturation of SSU-rRNA from tricistronic rRNA transcript (SSU-rRNA, 5.8S rRNA, LSU-rRNA)
Cellular component (GO): small-subunit processome; t-UTP complex; 90S preribosome
Molecular function (GO): RNA binding; protein binding
Source: RefSeq, a predicted model, not a curated record
AUGUCAACUUGUAAAAUACACAAUAUUAGGUUUUAUAAUCUUGAACCUCGAUCUGUUACUUGUUUAUCUUACGAAACUAAAACAAAAAAACUUGCUCUUGCAAGGAGUGACAAUUCAAUUGAAGUUUGGAAUGUUGGAAAUGCACCUUUUAUAGAGUGUACAGUACCUGGUCAUGCUGAAAAUUCUAUAGAAAACAUUCUGUGGAUUGGAACAAGGUUGUUUUCAACUGGUCUUCAUGGCAUGAUAGCAGAAUACGAUUUAACAACAUUAUGUAUUAAAAAUGAGGUUGCAGUAACUGGAGGUGCAGCUUGGUGUAUGGAUGUUAACCAUACCAAAACAUGUUUAGCUAUUGGUACUGAGGAUGGAUAUAUUAAUACAUUUACUGUUGCUUCCGAUUCAUUGAUAUAUGAAAGGUUAUUUGAUAAACAGAAGGGAAGAAUUCUUUGUAUUAAAUGGGACAACACAGGAAAAAUGAUUUAUACAGGAUCUGCAGACACAGUUAGGGUUUGGAAUGCUAUAUCAGGUCAUGCAAUUCAUAAAAUGACAACUUCCAGAAAGGAAGCAAAAAAAGAAACUAUCAUUUGGUGCUUAGGAGUUACUGAUGAUAAUAUAAUAAUUUCUGGUGAUUCACGUGGGUGUUUAUCAUUUUGGGAUCCUCAUAUGGGUACAUUAAUUGAAUCCCACGAAAGUCACACAGCUGAUAUAUUAGCUGUCUCUUUGACUCAUGACAUGAAUAUUGUGUACUGUGCUGGUGUUGAUCCUGUAGUAAGGAGUUUUUGUAAAAUAACUAUGAAAUCUAGUGGUAGACCACAGUGGGUAAAAGGAAUCGAAAGAAGAUUACAUACUCAUGAUGUAAGAGCUUUAGUUGAAGCAGAUGGGAAAUUAUACUCAGCUGGUGUGGAUGGAUAUCUUGCUCAAUCAAGUUAUCCACCAAAAGCACUGGUUAAGUAUCCACCAUUACUUCAGCCUCCAUGUGCAACUGUUUGUAGAAAAUCUAGGUGUAUUCUGUUACGAUAUACAAACUUUCUCGAGCUAUGGAGGCUUGGUUUAUCCACUAAAGUACCUUCAGAAAUGCUACAUCCUGGUAUGUUUCAUCAGUUAGAGGAGGAGCCUAUAAAAUUGUUACAAAUAAAAACGAAAAGGGACGAGAACAUUAUUUCUUGUGCUAUUAAUAAGGAUUCUAAAACAAUUGUUUAUUCAACUGAUAGUCAUGUUAGAGUUUUUAAUUUUGAUGUAAUCGAGGGAGAUGCACAGUUGUCAAAGAAUGACACAGACAUUUCUGUAACCAGAAUAGAGAAAAUGUUAUUUAGUCCAAAUGGAAAAUUAUUUGUAACAAUCAAUAAUGAUGGAAAAAAGAACACUGUAACAUUGUAUAAAGUGGAGAAGAAACAUCUGAGGCAUCUUGGUUCUUUUAGUACAAACAAAGAAUCCAUUGUAAAUGUUGGACUUGCAUGUUUUUCACCUGACAGUAAAUAUUUUGUUUGUGCUGACCGCAAAGAUAGCAUUGCUGUGUAUAAUUUUAAUGAACGUUCACCUCCAGGCACACCUGUGGCAUGGUUGUUGCCUAAGUAUAGCUGUCCACCAACAGCUAUGGCAAUUCAGAAAGACACUUUAAAUUUAGUUGUUGUAUAUUCAGAUCACAAGAUCGUCGAAUAUAACAUUUUACAAAGGCAGUAUACCAAAUUUUCAAACAAUUUACAAAGUCGACUUCCUAAACAAUGGUUGGCACGCUCCUUUCCUAUAACUAACAUCAUUUUCGACCCGCGCAACGAAAAUAUCAUAAUCAUGCACGACGACUCGACGGUUUAUGUGAUCGACAAAUUACACGAUUUUCCGGAAAAAGAAGCGAAAAUUCCAAAACGCGAGAACGACGACUUCAUGGAAGAUAGUAAUUCCAUGUUUAGUUCGCAGUCUCAACAAGCCUUUCAGGUCCUCAAAAAGUACAAGCACCUUGUAUACUUGGAUUGGUUGAACGAGGAGGAAUUAGUAGCCGUCGAGGUGAAUCCGAUAUCAUUGACAGAGAAAUUACCGCCAACGCUCAAACAGAAAUGGUUCGGAAUGUAAAAAGCACGAAGAAAGAAAUAAACAUAUUAUAUUCCAUUCUUUUCAUGGAAUCAAAUGUUGUGUAUAAAGCUGUUGGCACGUUUUUGUGGAAUACCUGCUAUCUUAAGAAACCUUGGAAUCAUCACGUGUUUCUACGACUCGCACACUAUCACGAUUCUCCUGUUUAU